Molecule: messenger RNA, 1893 nt
Organism: Falco peregrinus (peregrine falcon)
Lineage: Eukaryota; Metazoa; Chordata; Aves; Falconiformes; Falconidae
Product: keratin, type II cytoskeletal 3-like
Exons: 9
Coding region: 1-1893 (630 amino acids)
Biological process (GO): keratinization; intermediate filament organization
Cellular component (GO): keratin filament
Molecular function (GO): structural constituent of skin epidermis
Source: RefSeq, a predicted model, not a curated record
AUGUCUCGGCAGUCUGUCUGCAGGAGCUUUGGAGGCGGGAGCAGAAGGGGCUACAGCUCUUGCUCUGCCAUCGGUGGUGGCUUCGGAGGUGGUGGCGGCAGGAGCAGGAGCAGCUACAGCUCGUUCUCUAUGUCCAGGGGAUUUGGAGGUGGUGGACGCUGUGGAGGGUUUAGCAGCAAGAGCCUCCAUAGCAUAGGUGGCAGCGGAAGGAUUUCCAUGGGUGGAUGCUAUGGUGGUGGAUAUGGAGGCAGGAUGGGUGGCUUCGGUGGAGGCUACGGAGGAGGACUAGGAAGCUUUGGUGGAGGAAUGGGUGGAGGAGGAAUGGGUGGCUUUGGAGGAAUGGGUGGUGGUGGAAUGGGCGGCUUUGCUGGAGGAAUGGGUGGUUAUGGUGGAGGAAUGGGUGGUGGAGGAAUGGGUGGUGGAGGAAUGGGUGGCUUUGGUGGCCCAGGCUUUGGCAUGCCAGGCUUUGGUGGCCCCGGUAGAGGUGGCCCUGGAAUCCAGCCAGUGCAGGUUGACUCAACCCUCCUACAGCCGGUCCAUGUUGAGAUUGAUCCCCAGAUCCAGCAAGUCAAAAACCAGGAGAAGGAACAGAUCAAGACUCUUAACAAUCAAUUUGCCUCUUUCAUUGAUAAGGUCCGCUUCCUGGAGCAGCAGAACAAGGUCCUCUCCACCAAGUGGGAGCUCCUCCAGCAGCAAGGGCCUUCGGGGCCAAGGAAGAACCUGGAUGUCAUCUUUGAAAACUACAUCCAGAACUUAAGGAGGCAGCUGGACUCAAUCUUGGCGCAGAGGGGCCAGCUGGAGUCAGAGCUGCAGAACAUGCAGCAAUACGUCGAGGAUUACAAAAACAAGUAUGAGGAAGAGAUCAACAGGCGCACAACUGCUGAGAACGAGUUUGUGGUGCUUAAGAAGGAUGUGGACUCUGCCUACAUGACUAAAGUAGAGUUGGAAGCGAAGGUGGGAGCUCUGACUGAUGAAAUCAACUUCCUGAGGGCCAUCUAUGAGGAGGAACUCUCUCAGAUGCAGACAAUCAGCCGGGACCUGUCUGUGGUGGUGUCCAUGGACAACAACCGCCAUCUGGACCUGGACAGCAUCAUCGAGGAGGUCCGGCGUCAGUAUGAGCAGAUUGCUCAGAGCAGCAGAGCUGAAGCUGAGGCUUGGUACCAGAGCCAGUAUGAACAGCUGCAGAGCACCGCUGGACGGCAUGGGGACAGCCUCCGCAACACCAAGAUAGAGAUCCAGGAGCUGACCAGGAAUAUCCAGAGGCUGCGGGCUGAGAUUGAGAGCGUGAAGAAGCAGAACCAGCAGCUGCAGGCAGCUAUUGCUGAGGCAGAGGAGCGGGGUGAGAUGGCCCUGAAGGAUGCCAGGAUAAAACUGGAGGAGCUGGAAAGUGCCCUGCAGAAAGACAAGGAGGAGCUGGCUCGCUUGCUGAAGGAGUACCAGGAGCUGCUGAACAUCAAGAUUGCGCUGGACGUUGAGAUUGCCAUGUACAGGAAGCUGCUGGAGGGGGAGGAGAACAGGCUGUGCAACGAUGGCAUGUCCAACGUCAAUGUCUCUGUGGUAGGCAGGACCACCAUCUCUGGUGGCAGAGGAGGCAUGGGAGGAGGCUUUGGCGGCGGCAGCGGCAUGGGAGGAGGCUUCGGCGGCGGCAGCGGCAUGGGAGGAGGAUUUGGCGGCGGCAGCGGCAUGAGCGGAGGAAUGGGAGGCAGCUUUGGAGGAGGAAGCAUGGGCGGCAGCUGUGGCAUGGGAGGAGGAAUGCACAGCGGUGGCUUCUCUUCUGGGAGUGGAAGGAUGUGCGGCUCCGGAGGUGGCAACUUCAGCUCCGGUGGGGGAUCGUCCUCCAUACGGAGAUGUGUCACGACCACCUCCGUCAAAUCAUCAGGCGUGAGGUUCUGA